Monoraphidium neglectum is the source of this 456-nucleotide messenger RNA. Its product is annotated as Splicing factor U2af small subunit B. Gene Ontology annotation, cellular component: U2AF complex; spliceosomal complex. The transcript has 3 exons. Gene Ontology annotation, biological process: mRNA splicing, via spliceosome. Lineage: Eukaryota; Viridiplantae; Chlorophyta; Chlorophyceae; Sphaeropleales; Selenastraceae. The record is from RefSeq and is a predicted model, not a curated record. Gene Ontology annotation, molecular function: metal ion binding; pre-mRNA 3'-splice site binding. The coding region runs from base 1 to 456 and encodes 151 amino acids.
AUGUACCUCAACCCGGUGCUGAACGCCCCCAUGGGCCCAGACGGCUUGCCGCAGCAGGUGCCUGAGGAGGAGGUGCAAGACCACUACGAGGACUUCUACGAGGACGUGUUUGAGGAGCUGGCCAAGUUUGGGGAGCUGGAGAACCUCAACGUGUGCGACAACCUGGCAGACCACCUCGUGGGCAACGUGUACGCCAAGUUCCGGGACGAGGAGGACGCUGCGCGCGCGCUGGCGGCCCUGCAGGGCCGCUACUACGCGGGCCGCCCCGUGCAGGCCGAGUUCUCCCCUGUGACGGACUUCCGGGAGGCGACGUGCCGCCAGUACGAGGAGAACACGUGCAACCGCGGCGGCUACUGCAACUUCAUGCACAUCAAGCCGAUCGGCAGGUGCGCGCGGCGCCGUGGGGCUGGCUGCGAGCGGCCGCCACGCACGGGCUGCAGCGGCCUUGUUGUUUAG